Messenger RNA from Postia placenta MAD-698-R-SB12, 645 nucleotides. RefSeq lists its product as hypothetical. Gene Ontology annotation, cellular component: mitochondrial inner membrane. The record is from RefSeq and is a predicted model, not a curated record. The transcript has 4 exons. NCBI's taxonomy places the organism in Eukaryota, Fungi, Basidiomycota, Agaricomycetes, Polyporales, Adustoporiaceae. The coding region runs from base 1 to 645 and encodes 214 amino acids. Gene Ontology annotation, biological process: mitochondrial respiratory chain complex IV assembly.
AUGAAGUUGGCCACCAAAGAAGAGCUCGAGGCCCACCAAGCCGCUACCGUCCGCGGGGCCCUCGAGGGCACCGUCGCCGGCCUUGCCAUCUCCGUCCCGGCAUCCUUCUGGUUGCAUCGCAGCUGGCCCGCCUACCGUGCGCUUCCCGUCCACCUUAAGGUCAUGGGCGCCAUCUUCGUCGUCGCGCCCCUUUACGCCAUCCAGGCCGAGCGCCGUGGCGUCGAGUUCGACAAGUCCACGUGGACCGGUGCUGGCAAGGCCGAGCUUGAGCGCGAGCACGAGCAGGAGGUCUCCCGCUGGAACCGCCUCGACAGCAAGGAGAAGAUCACUGACUGGGCGAACCGCAACCAGUACAAGAUCAUCCUGGGCAGCUGGGCAGCUAGCAUGGCUGUUGCUGGUGCUCUCGUGAUGCGCAACAAACAUCAAACUGCAUCACAGAAAAUCGUCCAGGCCCGUAUGUGGGCGCAGGGUCUCACCGUUGGUGUCUUGAUCGCCGCGGGUGUCCUCACACACGCCAACCGAGCAGAGGCAGCCACACACCGCCAGGUUGACCAUACAUGGCAGAACAUGGUUGAGGAGUUCCAGCAAGAGGAGCGUAUAGCGAAGGCGAAGCUCGCCGUACUCCCGGCUCCUCAGCACUCAUGA